Molecule: messenger RNA, 1032 nt
Organism: Talaromyces rugulosus
Lineage: Eukaryota; Fungi; Ascomycota; Eurotiomycetes; Eurotiales; Trichocomaceae
Exons: 2
Coding region: 1-1032 (343 amino acids)
Source: RefSeq, a predicted model, not a curated record
AUGGGUCUCUCCAAAGACAUGCAGCCCAUCUCCUCUCCCUUCUUCCCACACAUCUUCUUCAAGAAUCAAUUCCGAAGCAAGCCCACAUGGCCUCCAAAAGACACCAGUCUUGCUGGAAAAGUCGCCAUUGUGACUGGCGCAAACCAAGGUCUCGGGCUCGAGGCUUCGGAUCAGCUCCUUUCUUUGAGCUUGUCGCGCUUGAUCAUCGCUGUCCGUUCUGUGGCAAAGGGUGAAGCAGCUGCCAACGCCCUCCGAGCCAAGUACCCCCAGGCGACUAUUGAUGUGUUUCAAUUGGAUAUGUCGUCUUACAGCUCUAUCCAAGCCUUUGCUGGGCAGAUUAAACAGCUUGACCAUGUAGACAUUGCUAUUCUAAACGCCGGCGUGCGAAAAACAAAGCUCGAGUUGGACCCCAAUACCGGCCACGAAGAAACCAUCCAAGUCAAUUACAUCUCAGCAGUACUGCUCUGUAUCCUCCUCCUCCCGAUUCUCAAACAAAAAUCCACACCACAGCAGCCCGGUCGGAUAUCAAUCGUCGGCUCAGGCCUUGCCUUCCAGUCCAAAUUCCGCAGUCGAACGGCCUCGCCCCUGCUAUCCUCAUUCGACGACCCCAAAAAUUUUGAUAUUUUGGAUCAAUACAACACGUCGAAACUGCUAGGGAUGAUGUUUCUCUGGAAAUUGGACGAGUAUGUAUCAGCAGAUGACGUCGUUGUCAAUCUCGUUGACCCGGGUUUCGUCAACGGCACGAGCUUGUCGCGCGAUUUGUCGCCUGUGGUGUCGGUGCUCAUGGCAGUGUGGAAGAAUGUUACUGCACGGUCGUUAAAGGUCGGUGCUUCGACGUAUGUUGACGCUGUAGUGCUCAAGGGGAAGGAGUCGCAUGGGAGUUAUAUUAUGAGUUGGGAGAUUAGUCCAUUUGUAGGAGUACUGUACACUCCGGAAGGACAGCAGAUAACUAAGAGGUUGUGGCAAGAGACUAUGGCCGAGUUGAGGUUUGCGGAUGUGCAGGGCAUACUAGACGGCCUGAAGGGAUAUUGA